Molecule: messenger RNA, 609 nt
Organism: Porites evermanni
Lineage: Eukaryota; Metazoa; Cnidaria; Anthozoa; Scleractinia; Poritidae
Source: the annotation of a GenBank genome assembly
GUGUCAGCCGAUCCAGACGCAGGUAGCUACAUUUCUACAGAUGAAGCAAAUUCAGUGCGUUAUUUAUUGCCAGAGAAACAAACCUCUUACGUGACAGUGUACCAAGAAGGUUAUCGAAAGUCAACUUGCUCAAGGGAAAUCCCCAAUCCAUACAGUCUGUGUAACAACCUGCCAAAGAUUUGUCAUACGUCAUCUAAAGUGGCAGGCGACUGUCUUCUUCCCACAACAUUGUCCAGGUGGAAGAUCACGUACACAGUACAGUCAGGAGAGAUCGAGGCGGAGUGGCUGGCUCCUAACUCAGCCACUGACCUGUACUUCAUUGCUAAGCUAACACUUCGAAUGACCCCUCGCAAGUCGCCCAAAAACCUGAGGUCUGUGAACCCGGUGGAUGAACAAGACGUAUGUUGUCAAGACAACACUUAUCACUCGUCUCUGGUUACCAGUGAGUGUGUGGAGUGUCCAGCAGAAUCUACAUCAAGGUUGGGAGGGUACUAUUGUGAAGUCAACCCGUCGGCGAAAACUGGAGAGAAGAGAGGGCAUAAACAUAAGAAGCGGGAGCAAAGGAAACAGAAAAAAUCUCGUGAACGUGAUCAAGCUGAACACCUUUAA